GGAACGCAGGAACUUGUGUUGGAGCCGGAUGGCAUUCAGUCCGUACUUCCUGCACCGAUUCUUCCCGAUAUUACGUUACCGGAGAAAACCACCAAGCCUGAUUUACUUUCUCGUGAUGAUCAGAGUACCGAAUCCGUGUUCGAAUCAUCAGCGUUGUUGGAUCUGAACCUCGAACCGCCAACAUUAGGCAGAGAGGAAGUAGACGAAGCUGCUGCGCUUGCAAGUGUAUUCGCAAGUAUUCCUGACGUGGCCAUGACCAGUAUGAAAUCCGUGCCUGAACAAGCGCAUGUUGAACCUGUUCCUGAAGCCGCAAGUUGUGGAGAGCAAAUUGAAUUGUUGGUCGGCUUGGAGUCAUUACAAUUGAGCCAUUCUGAAGAGCCUGAAAAUCUCCUUCUAGAAUCGUGUGCAUAUCUAGAACACGAAACAAGCUUACUUGGAGGUCGUAAAGGUCAGUCAACAGUCCUUAGCUGCUCUCCUGUGGCUGUGGGAGAAGUUGUCCUGAAUGCGGUGGAACAGACUACUACAGAAUCUGUGCAUUCUACAUCGGAGGAUUCAUCUUCAUCAUCGUUAUCAUCAUUGUUAAAGCUGGGAGAUAUUCCUCCGUUCUGGGUUCCCGAUACGGAUGCUGACACGUGUAUGAACUGUGACCUGAGAUUUACCACGUUCAAGAGACGGCAUCACUGUCAUGGGCCUGGAAACAGUGUCGAGAAUUCAACGACAGAUGAAUCCACGGACUCAGGUUCGCCAGUGCUAAGUCCGUCGCACCAAAAUGAUGCUGGUCGAUGGCCUCCAAAUCCGAACAAUCCUGCUGAAUACUGCUCCACUGUUCCACCGUGGCAGCAGGCUGAGCAAAACGCUGCACCACCUACAGUGAUGGUUCCCGUGGGUGUGUUGAAGCGGGAAGGAAGUGUCUCCUCGUCGAGUCGUGAGCCAAAGCAAGUGAUGUUUAGCGAUGGCAUCAGACCAGGUGGAGAUCUAACUGAACUGACUGAUGAGCCGGAUGGAGCAAGAGCAAGCAAUCCGCGAAGUGUUGCUCAUCAUAGAAAUCAAAGAAAGGCAGCGAAUGCUGCUGCAAAUGGACAGAGAAAAGCAAAAAGCGCAGCCGAAGGAGCUACAGCGAAACCAAAACUUCCGGGUCUUCUUAGUGCCGCCAUUACUUUUGUGCGUGGUGCUCUUCCAUUACCUCCUUUGGUUUCGUACGAUGAACAGGGAGAUUUGAAAUUGGAACAUUGUUCGGAUAAAUCAGAGCUUAUUAAUCUGUUGACUGAUCGAAGCAGAGGACCAGUAACGUUCGCCCUGACGAAAAAUCUCCACGUUCACGUAAAAAUCGUCAACCUCUCAUGCUGUGUGUCUCGUGAGUGCUGGUGCUUCCUUACUAGUGGUAUGCAAGCAGCAGCGCAAGACGAAAUUAUGGUCUUACUUGAACGAUUGCCCGAAGAAGACGACAUUCCAAAAGAUAUUUUCCACCAUUUCCUCGAAAUAUAUGAACGCAGUUCCAAGGGACAUUUUGUGAUGGCUUUAGGGCAUACCUUGCUGAACCAAGGAGCAAAUCAUGGACAAAAGUUAACGUUCUUGGGCUCCACGGAUCACGGAGGUUUUCUUUACAUCAAACCGACUCUCCAGUGUUUAAAAAACCUUCUUCUGCCUCCUCCUGGAACUCCUUACGUUGUUGGACUUUUGCUCCAAAAGUGGGAAUUGCCGUGGGCGAAAAUUUUACCACUGAGACUUGCCCUGCGAUUGGGUGCGGAAUUCCGGUACUACCCAUGCCCGCUGUUCUCCGUGCGAAAUCGGAAGUCUUUAUUUUGCGAACUCGGCCACACAAUGAUCAAACUUUUGGCGGAUUUCCGGAAUUAUAAAUUCACCGUUCAAACUGUCCCCGGACUUGUCAUUCAUAUGGAAGAGAAGCAGACGUCUGUGCGAAUUCCAAGGAACAGGUAUGAUCUGGUGAUGAAGGUGAUACGUGAUAGUGACGAACACGUACUUGCAUUUGCCGGUAAUUUUUCGGUUGAUGCAGACUCACACUUGGUGUGUAUUCAAAACGACGACGGAAAUUAUCAAACUCAAGCCAUCAAUAUUCAGAACAUGCCGAGAAAAGACGAAGCGAGUGCCUUGCGAGAAAUGAACGAUUUCGAAGUUGGUUGUGGGCCUCUGGCCGAUGCAGACCCCGAUGAACUCGUAGUGAUCCAAUGGGGAUCUGACGACAAGGCCGUGAAUAUGGGAUCCAACGGAAUGCAAAAAUUUUUGCGACACUUGAGUGAGUUGAAUAAUCAUGGAAAAGGACGUAGACUCGUUGAGUGUUCGAUUAGAGAGGACGAGACUUCUUCUAGUGGCAUCUAUUCAGAAAUGAUUGCGGGUGGAGAGCUGCAAAUGCGAGCGUAUGUUGUCAGUCCCAUUGACGGCCUUUCGUUCGAAGGCGUGAAAUCUGUUAGAAUUCCGUCUGGAACAGAUUACCUCGGUGAGACCCGGCUUGUGCGAUGGACAGAAUUGUUCUUGUUGCGGGUGGAUGAAGGCGAUGGUCCAUGGUCCGAGCCGUUGAACAUCAGUCGAAUGGCAGAAGGCAUCAGUCGUGCCACGUGUUUCGCUCUUAUCCCUCAUCUGGAUGUGUUGAAGAGAUCCGGGUUUUCAAGAAUUGGAUUGCGUGCGACGAUUGAUGUGGAAAAUGUUUGUUACGAAGUGGGUGGUCAACGCAUGCGACUUCCGCCGUCGGUCAUGAACGAUAUGGAUUCCGAGCUCAUUCCCAUCAUUCACAGAACUGCAGCUUCGUCGCAGAAUGCUCCAUCAAUCACUCUGGAGCUAAUUUUUCACAUCAUGGAUCAAUAGUGCGAAAGCCGCGAAGAAGCAAAUUCUGAAAAAUCAGCAGACUUCGGAAAAAACUUCUUGCAAGAGCCACGUGGAUAUCUGUAAAUUUGUAUUUUUACUCUUCGAGGCAAGAAAAACGGUGGAUCAUCUGGAGACGAUCGCUGCGUGUGUACCAUACGAGAAAUUUCCUCAGGUAUUCUCGUAGAUAGAAGCGAUCCGGGAGUUUUUUUUUUUUUAAUCUGGACAGUUUUUGUGAGAUCUACUUGAUAUGGUUUAAUGCGAUUUUUUUCGAAAGCCAGCGAAAGAUUCAUAUUUUUGAGUGAGUCAUAUUUUCUCCAGUGGACGUCAGUUACGUGUGACGUGUCAUCUGGGAUUUAGUCAAAAUUUAUCGUUGGGGAAUGAGGAUGAUAUUAAAAGAAAUUCAUAUUUCA
Messenger RNA from Notodromas monacha, 3230 nucleotides. Lineage: Eukaryota; Metazoa; Arthropoda; Ostracoda; Podocopida; Cyprididae. The record is from the annotation of a GenBank genome assembly.